Molecule: messenger RNA, 3121 nt
Organism: Phlebotomus papatasi
Lineage: Eukaryota; Metazoa; Arthropoda; Insecta; Diptera; Psychodidae
Gene: Grip91
Product: gamma-tubulin complex component 3
Exons: 4
Coding region: 321-2885 (854 amino acids)
Biological process (GO): microtubule nucleation; mitotic cell cycle; spindle assembly
Cellular component (GO): equatorial microtubule organizing center; gamma-tubulin small complex; spindle pole
Molecular function (GO): microtubule minus-end binding; gamma-tubulin binding
Source: RefSeq, a predicted model, not a curated record
UGCCAUUUGCGGGAAAACAUGACGUUUUGCCUCGGAAGAAAAAAAUCAAAUGCUCUCGUUUAAAAGUGAAAAUUACGCCUAAAAUUCAAUGAAAAGUGAUUAGAAAAUUAUACAAACUUGUUGUAGAAGUGUUGUUUAAUCUAGUUGAUUGUUGAGACAUAUGCUAGAACAAUUUUUUCCGGUGAUAUUCAGUGGAAAGUUCCGUGGAAAGGUGUGCUUUUCUGCAUCUGACCACUGCAAUUUGUUUUGUUUUCACAUAUCUCCGUGUUUGGCUAUUAUUCACAUUACCGAAGUAAAAAGUGCCCCAAGAAAACAAUAAAAUGAACAACAAUCGAGACAUCUACGAUUUGGUGGAGAAAUUAUGCACAGAAUUGGGAGGAAGAAAUCACAGAGGGGCUCUGAGGAGUGUCACCAACUACCUGGCGAAUACGCAGAACGCCAUUCGGGGGACAAGUAGGGAGGACGAGCAGACUAUUGUGGCCAAAAUAACAUCGAUCCUCUCCCAGAAGUCCAGUCGUGAUGUGGUGCUCUUCACGCGCCUCCACAAUCACUUGGCAUCAAAUAUGGAACUGAUUCCUCGAACACAAAUUCUCUCCUUUCUUCUUUACUUGGCAAAUUCUGGUCGAGAACAUAAAAUUGCUGUGCAUGAAAAUUCCCUGCAAAAUAGUACAAAAAGUCAAAAUAGCACCAAUUCUGUACGGAGGAUGAUACCCAAGUCCAUUGUGACUCGUCCAUCAUCCUCAAUGGAAACCACUCAAGCUUCCAAAUUACCAUCAUAUCGUGCAUCUUCCGAACAGUUGAGUAGUAGAUCGAGUGGUCAGAAUGCAUUUGAGCCUGUUGAUCAGCAGGAUGAACUGGUACAGGAUGUACUGUAUGCUCUGAUUGGAAAACAGUGUAAAUUUCUUAGGAAGGAUGUUGUAAGUGGGGGAUUUAAGUUAGAACCGGCAAAACGUCGAUCACUUAAUACCCAAAAUGCCGAGAUGCUGCUGAGAUUGGCAGAAUUGGGGUAUUUGCAUGAUCAGGUAGUGAGUUUUCUGGAUGCUAGAAGUGAGAGACAUCCAUUGGGAUUGAUUGGUCAGGGUUUGGUCACAGCUAUGCGUCGCGAAUUGACUCAGUACUAUGGAAUGGUGGCUAGGAUGCAGGAACAAGUGAAUGCUUCGAGAGCUAAAACAAAGGCACCCGGAGAGCGUAUAACGCUGAUGAGGUUGAUGCUGUGGGUGAGUACGCCACAGUACAGAUUGACAUGGCUCACGAAAAUUGCGGAAAAGUGUGUGGAUUGCAAAGGAGGAGCUCUAAUGUCAGCAGUCUUUAGUUUUCUCUGUCACGGAAAUCCCCAAGUUAGGGGUCUGGCACGUGAACUUCUGCAGGAAAUGUGUCUUCCUCUGCGUCAUAUGCUACUUCGGUGGCUGUUUGAUGGGGAAAUCCAAGAUCCUCAUGCAGAAUUUUUCAUUGAGACACUCCAUGAUGUUUCUAAUGAUCGUCUCUGGCUGGAUAAAUAUCGUGUGAGAGAAAAUCUACUGCCGACAUUUAUUAGUCCAAAUCUUGCCAAUAAAAUCCUAGUCAUCGGGAAGAGUAUUAAUUUCCUGAGGGAAGUGUGCCAAGACAAGGGUGCCAUUGGUGGACGGGAGGAACUUAGGAUGUGUUUUGAGGAGAGAAUUGACAAUUUAUUCUCGGCUUUUGCCGACACAAGAUUGCAUCAGCAGAUUGAUCAUUUCUAUCUUAAUACGAGCAAAAAAGUUUUGCAGGUCAUCAUUGGACCACAUAAACUCCUGGAUCAUCUCAAGGCCAUGAGGCGGUAUUUGCUGAUGGGACAAGGGGACUUUAUAGGACUUCUCAUGGAAUCUCUCAAAUCCCAAUUAGACAGUCCGGCCAAGGAGGUUCAUUGUUACAAUUUAUCCGCCAUUAUGGAUGCCACAGUUCGCAUGACAAAUGCCCAAUUCGACGAUCCGGAUAUUCUAAAUAAUCUGGAAGUGCAGAUAAUGGAGCCAUUUGAGGGUGACACGGGCUGGGACCUUUUCUAUCUCAAAUACUCCGUUCAAGGUCCCGUGGCGACGAUGCUGGAACCGUGCAUGGCCAAGUACAAGAUGAUCUUCAAGCCACUGUGGCGCAUUAAACGAAUUGAGUUUGUGUUGAUGUACAAAGUUUGGAAAGAUCAGAUGUGCAACGCAAAGGAAUUUCGCGGAAUGCGUGCUGAAAUGGAUGGGAUUACGUAUAAAUUGCAUCUGUGUACGCAAGAAAUGAUGCACUUUAUCAGUGAAAUUCAGUACUAUAUUCUGUUUGAGGUGAUAGAGUGCUCGUGGGCGAGUUUGAGUGAGAAAAUUGGUACAGCAUCGGCAGUUGAUGAUAUCCUCUUGGCACACAGUGAUUUCCUCGAGACGAUAAGAUAUGGGAUCUUUUUGGAUGCCAAAAGUGAGCAAUUAUUUGCCAAAUUGGACACAAUAUUUCACGAAGUGAUGAAUUUGGAGGCAUGGCAGGAUAAAUUCUAUGAAGUGUGCUUUCGGGAACUCAAUGCAAGGACGAAUUUUGAGGAUAAUGUGAAGAUAAGUGAGAAAAAGGGAGAAUAUGGUGUCACAACGGAGAAGCGAAUGGAGAGAGAUCAAGAGAAGAAGCUUUUCCAGAGUGAUUUGGCUAAAUUUCACAAAAGUCUCGAUCACAUUCGUCAGAGCUAUGAGACGUCUGUGAAGCAAUUCCUCUAUGAAUUGGCGUCUUCCAAUGAUUACAACUUGCAACUCUUUGGCAUUCGGCUGGAUUUCAAUGAGUACUACAAGAAACGCGAUGAACGACUCAAUGCUCCACUAACGUAUGAAUAUAUGCGACUGAGUAGUAUGUUUCACAACAGCAGGAACAGUAGCAGUCGCAUGAGUACUAGCAUGCUUUUGAACUGACCCGAGGAAGCGGGCUUCUGACCUGCUGAUACAUCCACAAAUCCCAUGACUUCCCAAAUUACGCCAAAAGUCACAGAAUCUCGCGCCAGAUAUGCCCAAAAUAAAAUCCAGAGGCGCUUCAUUUACGGAUCUUGCUGCAGUUGCUCAUAAAUUCAAUUCCCUUCUUUUGUUUCCCUCUGUUCCACCCACAAAAUAAUUAAAUUCUCAAAGGAAAUAAAUGGCAUGUCAAUGAUGUA